AUGGAGAAUAUCUCAGCUACUGAUCCUGUUUCUUAUCUCGUAAAUUCAUGUGGGUUAACCCUAAAAUCUGCUCAAACUAUCUCUAAGAGGGUAUGUCUUAAAACUCCUGAAGGACCAGAUUCAGUACUUAGGCUUCUCAGAGAACAUGCCUUCACCAAUUCCCAAAUCUCCAGUGUUGUUAAGAUGAAGCCCAUAAUGCUUUUACUUCAUCCUGAAAGGAUUCUUUUGCCCAAACUUGAGUUUCUGUAUUCUAUUGGUGUUUCAAGAGAAGAGCUUUCAAUAAUUGUUUCUAAGAAUCCAGAAUUGUUGUGUAGAAGUAUAGAGCGAUAUCUGUCCCCACAUUAUCAUAUCCUCAAAAGUAUACUCGUUUGUGAUGAAAAAGUGAUUAAGAGUAUGAAACGCUUGUUAAAAGCUUCUAUAGUGCUUUCGGAGAGCGAUUUUUUUGCCAAUUUAUCACUCUUAAGAGGGCUUCAAAUUCCUCAGUCUUCCAUCUCUGUGUUGGUCACCUAUCAUCCCAUGAUUAUGUGCGUAAAAGCUUUGAAUUUUGCUGAAGGUGUUAAGAAAAUUAUUAAAACAGGAUUUGAUCCUUCAGAAGUCACAUUUGUUAAGGCGCUCAAUGUUUUGCUUGGAAUGACGCAGAAAACAUGGGAUCAUAAAAUGGAGGCUUUCAAGAGGUGGGGUUUUUCUGAAGAAGAGAUUUGGUCAAUUUUCAGAAAGAGUCCCUCGGCUAUGGCUAUAUCUGAAACGAAUCUUAUGCGUAAAAUGAAUUUUUUUGUAUGCAAGAUGGGUUGGCAGCCUGCUGCUGUUGGUAGAGUUCCAGUUGUUCUGGCCUAUGGUUUGGAAUCUAGGAUUAUGCCUAGAUGUUCAGUUGUGAGAGUUUUGCUUUUGAAGGGUUUGAUCAAGGAUGAUAUCCCCAUACCCUCGAUCUUGACCAGCUGCGAAAAAAGCUUCUUGCAAAGAUUUGUAAACAAGUAUCAAGAUCAGGUGCCCCAAUUGUUGGAUAUUUUCCAAGGAAAGAUGGGGCUCACAGAACUUGACUUUGAUUUUGAUGAUAAACCUGCAAUUUUGUAUUAG
Manihot esculenta (cassava) is the source of this 1074-nucleotide messenger RNA. RefSeq names its product transcription termination factor MTEF18, mitochondrial. The coding region runs from base 1 to 1074 and encodes 357 amino acids. The record is from RefSeq and is a predicted model, not a curated record. Gene Ontology annotation, cellular component: chloroplast. Gene Ontology annotation, molecular function: double-stranded DNA binding. The transcript is spliced from 2 exons. Gene Ontology annotation, biological process: chloroplast organization; regulation of DNA-templated transcription. Lineage: Eukaryota; Viridiplantae; Streptophyta; Magnoliopsida; Malpighiales; Euphorbiaceae.